AUGUUGGCAAGUCCGGUGCUGCGCGCGGCUUUGCGCGCACAAAAACGAAGAAAUAUCACAAAAUUCCCUGCUCUCGUCUCUCGACGCGCACUCGCCCAGUCGUCGACGGCCACAAAGGCCAGCGUGCUCGAAGUCCCCUCGGCGCGUCUGGAGAGUCUGAAACGCGGCCCAGAGCCCUCGACAUCCACGCUAGAACUGUCGCAGCAUCCAUCCCCCGCAGCCGCCCUCAAUCCAAUCUACCUGGAUGCCCAGGCCACAACGCCCAUGGACCCACGCGUCCUCGACGCGAUGCUCCCCUAUUUCACCGAUCUAUAUGGAAAUCCACACAGCAGAACGCAUGCAUAUGGCUGGGAAGCUGAAAAGGCAGUCGACGAGGCUCGGAGGCAUGUCGCAACCCUCGUCGGCGCAGAAGAAAAGGAUAUUUUAUUCACUUCUGGAGCGACAGAGAGUAACAACAUGAUCAUCAAAGGCGUCGCACGCUUCCACCGCGAGAAAAAGAAACAUAUCAUCACCCUCCAGACAGAGCACAAGUGCGUGCUCGAUUCGUGCCGAAAGCUCUCAGAGGAAGGCUUUGAUAUCACCUAUCUACCCGUAAAGCAAAAUGGCCUCGUCGAUCUCGACCUCCUCGAGUCGUCCAUCCGGCCAGACACCUGUCUAAUCUCGAUCAUGGCCGUCAACAACGAAACAGGCGUCAUCCAACCCCUGGCCGAAAUUGGUCGUAUUGCGCAGAAGCACCGGGGCGUAUACUUUCACACCGACGCCGCUCAAGCCGUUGGCAAAAUCCCACUCGACGUCAACGCGAUGAACAUUGACCUCAUGAGCAUCUCUGGCCACAAGAUCUAUGGUCCCAAGGGCGUCGGCGCAGCCUACGUCCGACGACGACCACGGGUGCGACUCGAGCCCAUCCUUAGCGGUGGCGGUCAAGAGCGCGGUCUUCGCAGCGGUACACUCCCCAGUACGCUCGUGGUAGGCAUGGGCGAAGCGUGUCGGGUGGCCGCGCAAGAGAUGGCCUACGACCACGCCCACAUCUCUGCGCUAUCCAAGCGUCUCAUAGAUGGUAUCACAUCGCAGGUUGACCAUGUCUACCGAAAUGGUGAUCCCAAUGGAUAUCCCGGCUGCGUCAAUCUCAGUUUCGCCUAUAUCGAGGGCGAGAGCUUCCUCAUGGCUAUGAAAAAUACGGCGCUCUCGUCGGGGAGCGCGUGCACUUCUGCGUCUUUGGAGCCAUCGUACGUGCUCCGUGCGCUCGGUGCGACGGACGAUAUCGCACAUUCGUCCAUUCGAUUCGGCAUAGGUCGGUUCUCGACGGAAGAAGAAGUCGAUUAUGUCGUUCGCGAGACGGUCAAAACCGUGAACCGCCUUCGUGAACUCAGCCCGCUGUGGGAAAUGGUUCAAGAGGGUAUCGAUAUUGGUACCAUCAACUGGUCCCAGCACUGA
Molecule: messenger RNA, 1434 nt
Organism: Serendipita indica DSM 11827
Lineage: Eukaryota; Fungi; Basidiomycota; Agaricomycetes; Sebacinales; Serendipitaceae
Source: the annotation of a GenBank genome assembly